CCAUACCGACCAAACAGCCUUUUAACAUCCAUACAAAAUGAUGAUGGGUUUUUGUGUGAGAACACUUCCACUCACUGCCCCUCUCUUUCCAUGGCCACGCCCUCUGCAAUUUCCCGGAACUUGCCCCUCUCACUGUCCAAUCCCCGCUCUCCUCCAACCCUUGUCGCGUCUUGUCUUACUUCACUUUCAAAUUUUCCCAGACUACCGCCUCAUGUCGCUUCCAAUCAACAGUCAUACUUUCCAAAAUUAUCCGUACCCAGUAGAGUUGAUGCACCUGCUUCCAAGUUUUUGCAGAUGGGUCCUCAUAAAAGUCGCCCCCUUCGAAGAUUUCAGGUGAAAUCCAUGGGGACUGAUAGUGGGAGCACUCCCUUGGGCCUCCAAAGCGUCUUUGGAGUGUUGCAUUUAGUGGUUUCUCUUGGGAUAAUACUAGCAAUGGACAAGCUUUUGAAGAAGGCAUUUGUGGCUGCUGCCAUCAAAUUCCCAAGUGCUCUGUUUGGGAUGUUUUGUAUAUUCACCAUUUUAGUUAUUCUUGAUUCUACUGUUCCAGCUGCAGCAAAAAGUUUGAUGAACUUCUUCCAGCCAGCACUUCUGUUUAUUCAGAGAUGGCUUCCCUUGUUUUAUGUUCCAUCCUUGGUUGUUUUGCCUCUUGCUGUUAAAGAUAUUCCUGCAGCUUCGGGUCUCAAGAUUUGUUUUAUAAUAGUUGGAGGCUGGCUUGCUUCACUUUCUGUUGCAGGUUAUACAGCUAUAGCUGUAAGAAAAAUCGUCAAGACAGAAAUGAUACCUGCUGAGCCCAUGGAAAAACCUUCACCUUUUACUUCCAUUGAAGUGUGGACGUGGACUGGAAUUUUCCUUAUAUCAUUUGUUUCUGCUCUUUUAUAUCCAACAUUACUUGGAACAAAUGCUAGAACAUGCCUACCUUUCUUACUCGCAUCUACUGUUUUAGGCUACGUGGUUGGUUCUGGGUUUCCAUCUACUGUGAAGAAGGUGUUCCAUCCAAUUAUAUGUUGUGCCCUAUCUGCAGAUCUGGCAGCCUUGGCUUUUGGAUACUUUUCCCAGUCCGGACUUUAUCCUGUUCUAGGAUAUUACCUUACAAAGGCAUCUUCUAAUCCUGGAGCUGGUGACAUUCUAAUGGGAUUUUUAGGAUCUGUUAUUCUCUCAUUUGCUUUCUCCAUGUUCAAACAGAGAAAGCUUGUAAAGAGGCAUGCAGCUGAGAUUUUCACAUCUGUCAUUAUCUCAACAAUAUUCUCCUUGUAUUCAACUGCUUUUAUUGGACGCAUUCUGGGGUUAGAACAAGAUUUGACUAUAUCAAUUCUACCCAGAUGUAUAACUGUUGCGCUAGCCCUCAGCAUUGUGUCUCUGUUUGAAGGUGCCAAUUCCUCUCUCACAGCCGCUGUGGUUGUACUAACUGGUCUGGUUGGAGCUAAUUUUGUGCAAGCAGUGCUUGAUAAGCUAAAAUUCCGAGAUCCUAUUGCUCGAGGGAUAGCAACUGCAUCUAGUGCUCAUGGACUGGGCACUGCGGCACUGUCAGCAAAGGAACCUGAGGCUCUCCCAUUUUGUGCCAUUGCUUAUGCUCUCACUGGAAUUUUCGGCUCACUCUUAUGCUCAGUUCCAGCAGUCAGGCAAAGCCUGCUUGCAAUUGUUGGGUGAAAAUGUCAACACUUGAUCCAUUGCUUAGUACUUUUGGUGAUUCAUAUGUUGUAAUCUAUCAUACAAUUCAGCCUUUCCAGAUUGUUUUAGUAAAAUGUGGAGAGCAAGAUCAGCCCUUUGGCUGUUUAGAUAUUUGUAGCUUAGAAUGUAGGUUGAUUUAGGACCAUUUUAUUAGAACUGGCAAACUUGCUGAGUAAUCAAUAUUUAUUGCAUAUAAGACAACUGUUUACAUAUU
Messenger RNA from Vitis riparia (riverbank grape), 1882 nucleotides. RefSeq names its product plastidal glycolate/glycerate translocator 1, chloroplastic. The transcript is spliced from 8 exons. The coding region runs from base 91 to 1647 and encodes 518 amino acids. Lineage: Eukaryota; Viridiplantae; Streptophyta; Magnoliopsida; Vitales; Vitaceae. The record is from RefSeq and is a predicted model, not a curated record.